AUGCAGUCGAUGCGAACAGACAAAAACGACAUGCACAACCUUACGCUCACGCCCUCGUCAGGGGAGACGCCCAAGGUGCAAACAGCUGGGAUUGACCGGCUCAGUACAGUUGGCCUGUCUACGACGUUGAGGGAGGGUCGUCCUUGCUUUGCAUCAUCUGGGAUCGAACUGUUGAAGCUCUCUCUCGAGCGCGGGCUUCUCACAUUCAGCUCAUAUUUGAUCCAACUCAACGAUGUCCAGGAGAUCCGCGAGUCCUCGCCAUUUCUCGUCGCCAAAUUUUACUCGAAGUACCAUUUAUUUAUGCUUGGUCCCUCCUUUGCGCCGUCGUUUCGGAGGGCAGUCCAGCAGACUUACAUGAGCUCGCCUGGUUUACUGGAAGGCGUCUACAUGGCUAUUUUUACCGCAGUAGAGCAACCUAGACUCACGUUGAAUGAAGCAGAUGAACCAGACUUUACUCAAGGCGCAGUAUCAUUACAACAACUUCGAACAGCAAACAUCGCUGGUGUCACGGAUGCAGUGGCCGUCUUAGUCCUGGGGCAAACCCUAGCAGCAUUCGAUCUUCUCACAAAGUGUGUCAAUUCCUCAUUGAUACUAAGGUACUCUUUAUCUUCUAUCCAGCCCUGGUACCAGAAACUAUCAGAGCACUCGUCCUUCGAGGUCUUCACUAUUACUUCCAUUUUUUGGGACACAAUAUGGAGCCUUCUACGACGCGAGUGUCCUAUCAUAAGAUUCCGAUCUCCGCGCCGUCUCAUUGUCGAUCGUCUGGCGGGAUUAUGCACUACUUUGUUGCCCCUCCUUGGUGACUUAAGCAUUGCAGGCCACAGACUGAAGCAUGGCGAAUUCUCUGAAUCUGACGCCAGCCUCACGACUAUCAAAAUGAUUGAACAACGAAUCCUCUCAUGGGCGGUAACUGAGCCCGAGGACCUCACCGAAAGCUUCUCAGAGGAGGAGGUGUUGGGAAUGAAAACGCAGGCCUCGAUGUACAAGAGUGCGGGACUGUUGAUAGCACAUCGCCUUCUAAACCCUAUAGGGACGCAGGACGACGUAGCACAGUGGCACGCCAACAACAUUAUGCUUGAUUUUCUGAGAUAUCCAGAACUAGUUGGGCCAGACGCACAGUUACGGCAAGUGGGUUUUCCCAUACUCAUCGCUGCACUGGAGCUCCCAGACCCAAUGAGCGAAAUAUGGCAGUCGAUACCACUUCUUAAAGUGGCUCCGAUAUGUCUUGCGAAACUCAAGUCAUUGGUUGAAUAUGUGUGGACGGAAAGGCGACAAGGCUACAGUGGUUACUUGCUUGACUUGGUCGACCAAGGUCCAGAUUUUGUUGUCAUAACAUAA
Messenger RNA from Exophiala aquamarina CBS 119918, 1338 nucleotides. RefSeq lists its product as uncharacterized. The transcript is spliced from 2 exons. Bases 1 to 1338 code for a protein of 445 amino acids. Lineage: Eukaryota; Fungi; Ascomycota; Eurotiomycetes; Chaetothyriales; Herpotrichiellaceae. The record is from RefSeq and is a predicted model, not a curated record.